Molecule: messenger RNA, 2638 nt
Organism: Drosophila navojoa
Lineage: Eukaryota; Metazoa; Arthropoda; Insecta; Diptera; Drosophilidae
Gene: p120ctn
Product: adherens junction protein p120
Biological process (GO): cell-cell adhesion
Cellular component (GO): nucleus; cytoplasm; adherens junction
Molecular function (GO): protein binding
Source: RefSeq, a predicted model, not a curated record
AGUGCAUUAACUUCAGAAAACGUAUAUGUACAUAUAUCAUUGUAGUACAUAUUUACACACAAUCUUAUCUUAAAGGGGCGUGGCUUUUUGAAUUAUGUGUGCCUCAAACUGUUCGUAUAACUUAACAUAAAUUCAUACUUAACGAUUUUAAACAAGCUUCAAAAUGAAUCCCCAGCCGAAUUCAAAUUUGGAGCAGUCCUUGGUGACGGAGGCGGGCCACAUACAAGCCCAAUAUUCAGCUUUUCAAAACUUUGAGCAAUACACCGCUGCCGGAUAUACAAAUGCACCGUUAUAUAUUUCAAAGCCAACUGGAAUGGGGACUCUGACGCGUAUUAAUCCCCAUUGCUCUACAAUUGGAUCUCAAAGUAAAAUAGAAACAGCUUCGCAAGAAGUGACCAUUCCCGGUAUGGAACCCCAUACCUUAGUACCGACGGUUAGAUAUAUACAAGCACCACAAUUUGAUGAAGGAGCUGAUUUCGGCUUACCUGGCCUACCGCCAUGUGGGCUAGAGCCGCAUUAUACAGACGAGCCAGCUAUACCAUACGGUUAUACUGCAGAUUCCAAUUAUGGAUUGCCGGGCGUUAGUGCAAAUAUGAAGCAAUUCGCAUCACGUCCCUUCGACAAUAACCUAAAUGGAUCUGAAUCAGCUAUUGAUUCGCAAUGCAGAUCUUUUGAAGGUCAAGGCGAUUUCAAAUUAGUACCAUUCCCCACAAGCUCCCUAAACACUGUGCCGCCCAGAGUCGGCGAGAAGGAGGAUUUCAUUGGGGGCUCAGACAGUGAUCUAUGUUCCACAAUGAGGUGGCGUGACCCAAACCUCUCGGAAGUUAUAAGCUUUCUCAGUAAUCCUAACAAUGCUAUAAAAGCAAAUGCUGCCGCAUAUCUGCAGCAUUUAUGCUACAUGGAUGAUCCGAACAAGCAGCGGACAAGGACAUUGGGAGGAAUACCGCCACUAAUCCGACUAUUAUCUUAUGAUGCUCCGGAAAUUCAUAAAAAUGCUUGUGGUGCAUUGCGCAAUCUGUCAUAUGGCAGGCAAAACGAUGAGAAUAAACGAGCAAUUAAGAAUGCCGGCGGCAUCGAAGCUUUGGUGCAUCUGCUUUGCCGGUCUCAAGAAACUGAGGUCAAAGAAUUGGUAACUGGAGUCUUAUGGAAUAUGUCCUCGUGCGAAGACAUUAAACGGUCAAUUAUUGAUGAGGCGCUGGCUGCUAUAGUAUGUAAUGUAAUAAAACCCCAUUCGGGAUGGGAUCCUAUCUGCUGUGGCGAAACAUGUUUCUCCACUGUAUUCCGCAAUGCUUCGGGAGUUUUGAGAAAUGUCAGCUCAGCUGGCGAGCAUGCGCGAGAAUGCCUUCGUAACUGCGAGAACUUGGUCGAGUCUCUACUUUACGUUGUUCGAUCAUCCAUUGAAAAGAAUAAUAUUGGAAAUAAAACAGUAGAGAAUUGCGUUUGCAUUCUGCGCAAUCUAUCGUAUCGAUGCCAAGAAGUUGAGGAUCCCAACUAUGAUAAGCAUCCAUUUAUUAUACAGGAAAGGACUGUUCCAUCCUCAUCGAAAGGUGAGAAUUUGGGCUGCUUUGGCACAAGUAAAAAGAAGAAGGAUUUGGCACUGAAUGAGUCGCAACAAGACUAUAUAUUUUCAACGGAAUAUGCAAAGAAUCCCCGAACAAACAAUAAAACCAACAAAGGAUAUGAACAGCUCUGGCAACCGGAAGUAGUGCAAUACUAUCUCUCAUUGCUGCAAAGCUGCAGCAAUCCCGAAACGCUGGAAGCCGCUGCCGGUGCAAUUCAAAAUUUGUCAGCUUGCUACUGGCAGCCGAGCAUUGAUAUUCGCGCAACGGUGCGCAAAGAGAAAGGCCUUCCGAUACUGGUCGAACUGUUGCGAAUGGAGGUCGAUCGUGUCGUUUGUGCCGUUGCCACAGCACUGCGCAACCUUGCUAUCGACCAACGAAACAAAGAAUUGAUUGGAAAGUACGCCAUGCGCGAUUUAGUCCAAAAACUACCAUCUGGGAACGCUCAACAUGACCAAAAUACGUCAGACGACACCAUCACAGCAGUAUUGGCCACCAUCAAUGAAGUCAUCAAGAAGAAUCCAGAGUUUGCGCGUUCGCUCCUGGACGCCGGUGGUGUAGAUAGGCUAAUGAAUAUAACAAGACGCAAGGAACAGUAUACCACGUGCGUCAUCAAGUUUGCCAGUCAGGUUUUGUACACCAUGUGGCAGCACCAUGAGCUGCGCGAAGUAUAUAAAAAGAACGGAUGGAAGGAACAGGAUUUCGUUAAUAAACACUUUGCAGCACAUAGCACCCCGCCAAGCUCACCAAAUAAUGCUAACAAUACUCUAAAUAGACCAAUGGCAUCUCAGGGACGAACGCGUUACGAGGAUCGAACAAUCCAACGUGCCCCGAAUUCAUCUUAUCGAAAUAAAGAUGCACCUGCUGGAGCUGUCAUGUCCAACAACGAUUCAGCAUUGUUGUCCGAAAUGGUUCGAAAACAAUUAUAAAGUGUAUAUUUGUUUGAAUUUUUUUUUUUUCGUUUAUUUUACUAGUUAUAUAUAGACACUAUAUAACUCUUAAAAUAACUAAGAGGUGAAAAAUGAAUUGUUUUACUGGGGCUUUAUACUUUUCUCUAAGGUGGUAAAGUGAGAACGAAA